Molecule: messenger RNA, 817 nt
Organism: Meloidogyne enterolobii
Lineage: Eukaryota; Metazoa; Nematoda; Chromadorea; Rhabditida; Meloidogynidae
Source: the annotation of a GenBank genome assembly
UCCUAAAAAUACAAAAAUGUUGGCUCCAAUAGUAACAAAAGAUAUGAAAUUAUUUCCUUCCCAGCCGUUACCGGCACGAAUUAAAAAUGUUCGUUCUAGAGCCCAAAGUUUGCAAGAUUUUGCUAAUGGAAAUGCAAUACACGUGACUUCCUCGUCAGCAGUUUCUUCAAAUACCCAUUUAGUUAUUACAGCAAAUGCUGCUAGAGCAAGAAAUUCUCAAAGUAUUGGAAGUCUUCCAACAAAUUCAGUUCUCGCUACUUCUUUUCAAAACGCUCAAACAAACAAUGCUGUUAUGGUUAUUCCUUCUGCUAAAACGCCUCCAAAAUAUUCUACAAGUUCAGCUUCGUUACGCAAACCAUUGGAUGCAAUUGUUGAAGGUGUUGAAUUGUCAGCUCAAACUUCUUCAGUUGCCCAAGAUUCAUCAUCUAAAGAUCAAAAAACAACAAAAAUUCAAAAUAAAAAAAUUAAAAGUUCGGAUAUCCAAUCUCCAAGUAAAAGUGAAACAACAAAAACAAUUAAAACUUCAAAACCUUUUACACAUCGAUCAAGCCAUGACGAUGUUUUGUCAUCUUCUAAUAAGACUAAUACAAAAAACGAAGAGAAGAAAUCAAAGAGAACUCAAAGUGUUGAACGGGAAAGGAAGAAGAAAGAAGGUAAAAGCGGUAAUUCCUCAUCAAUAACUGGAUGUUUUGCCAUGUGGUUAAAUUCAAAGUUCCGGAAGAAUGGAGGGGGGAAUAAUGAUGGUAAUAGUAAUACUUCAACUAAAACAACACCUGAACCUUUAAUAGAUGGUGGAGGGGAAAGCACGAGUAGAUGA